Molecule: messenger RNA, 762 nt
Organism: Homarus americanus (American lobster)
Lineage: Eukaryota; Metazoa; Arthropoda; Malacostraca; Decapoda; Nephropidae
Product: soluble scavenger receptor cysteine-rich domain-containing protein SSC5D-like
Exons: 1
Coding region: 1-762 (253 amino acids)
Source: RefSeq, a predicted model, not a curated record
AUGCUACCAGCGUCCACUACACCACCAGUCACUACACCAUACCAGAGCCACGUCCACUACACCAUACCAGAGCCACGUCCACUACAACAUACCAGAGCCACGUCCACACACUGUACCAAGCCACGUACACUAUCCAUAAACCACGUCCACUACACCAUACCAAACCACGUCCACUGCACCAUACCAGACCACGUCACUACACCAUACCAGACCACGUUCAAUACACCAUACCAGAGCCACGUCCACUAUAACAUACCAGAGCCGACCACUACACCAUACCAGAGCCACUUCCACUACACCAUACCAGAGCCCGUCCACUACACCAUACCAGAGCCACGUCCACUACACCAUACCAGAGCCACGUCCACACCAUACCAGAGCCACUCACUACACCAUACCAGAGCCACGUCCACUACACCAUACCAGAGCCACGUCCACUACACCAUACAGGCCACCACUACCAGACCACGUCCACUACACACCAUACCAGAGCCACGUCCACUACACAUGUACCAGAGCCACGUCCACUACACCAUACCAGAAUCACAUUUACCCACGUCCACUACACCAUACCAGAACACCAUACCAGAGCCACGUCACCAUACCAGAGCCACGCCAGAGUCCACGUCCACCACCAUACCAGAGCCCGUCCACUACACCAUACAGAGCGUUCUACAUCAUACCAGAGUCACGUCACUACACCAUACCAGAGCCACGUUACUACACCAUACCAGAGCCACGUUCAAUAUCCACGUCCACUAA